Messenger RNA from Eruca vesicaria subsp. sativa (arugula), 1306 nucleotides. The record is from the annotation of a GenBank genome assembly. NCBI's taxonomy places the organism in Eukaryota, Viridiplantae, Streptophyta, Magnoliopsida, Brassicales, Brassicaceae.
AUUACAAACUAUGGAACAUAUGAAAUACCUGUUUUAUUUUGUAUUGGUUAUUAUAAAUAUCACAAUUUUUUUUUACAUUACAAAUUACACGUAAUAAUAAAAAAAAAUAUAUGAAAAUCUGAAAAAUAUUCAUAUAUCCAAAAUAUAUGAUAAAAAUGGCGAUUGUGAUAUUUUCCAAGAUCUUCUGAUCUAGGAUGCUCUUUUUGCUAAUAAUUCGGGAUCUCCACUUCUGUGAUUAUGGGUUUCUUCGUAUUGUGGUUUUAAACGGAGGAGAUUUGGUUUCCGAUUGGGCUUUGAUGAUUAAAAGGGAUCUGAUGGAUUGGAGGAAUAUUAAUGGAGAUUUGCUGAUACAAGAAAUUUCGGAAUCGGUUGAUUCGAUGAAGGUACUAUGUAUCUUUUCUAUAAAAAGUUUCGAUUUUUCUUAUGUGCUGAGAUCGUUGGGAGAUCUGUGGGUUGUCUUUAUACGUAUGAUUGAGAUAUAUCAUGGGUUUUUUGAGGAAAGUAAAGGUUUUUUUGGAUUUUGGAGUAUCUCAAAUUUCUCAGGGAUGGAAAGGCAGUAUUGUGAUUGGAAGAAAGAUCUCCCAACGAUCAUGUCUUUUUUAUUUUCAUGUCUGAUGGCUGAGGAUUCGCCUUUUUUACUUAAUAAGACUGCUAUGUUGAGGCUUUAUAUGAUUGGUGCACUGAGAAUAGGUUAUUAUCUAAAUAGUUCCUACUAUUAUGUUCUACGGAAUUCAAAAGUAUUGAGGUAUGGGGUGUCCUUUUGUAUGAUUAGAAAACAGGGUCUCGGCUUUGGUGUCUUCGGUUAUGUUAGCUUUUACAUAAUCUGUAAUAAUUCACACUGGUUGAGUGGUUUUGAAGUGGUAUGGGGCAGGAAUGAGGUGGACUCUUAUGAUGCCUUAUCAUGGUUACUUGGUUUAACAGUGAAAGGGAUUCACAUAAUAAUAAGAGUGAAUCCAGGUUAUACUUGUGAUUGUUACAAUUGUAUGGUUUCUUUUUCCAUUUGUGUUUUUUUUCUUUGAUGGGCAGGUUUCAUCAUUCAUGCAUGCAGUAAAGAUCCAAGAAAGAAAAUGGUUUUCCUUGGUUAAUUAUAAUGUAAGCCGGCUUAGUGGUUUCGAAUUCAAUGGUAUCUUAAUCGGACUAAGAUUAUUGAUCUUCAAAAAUGAGCCUUGUAGCAUAUAUAUGUUUUUUGUACGACAAUUCUCUUUGGUUGAGCUGAUGUGGACUGAGAUCUGUUUUGUGAGAGGGUUACAUCGGUUUCAAUAUUGUGAUCAUGGUGCUGGCUGGAAAUUAUUUUUUGUUACUUCGG